Rubroshorea leprosula is the source of this 1535-nucleotide messenger RNA. NCBI's taxonomy places the organism in Eukaryota, Viridiplantae, Streptophyta, Magnoliopsida, Malvales, Dipterocarpaceae. The record is from the annotation of a GenBank genome assembly.
AACCAGUUAGACCGUGUUUGGGCUGCUCAAAAUCUCCAUCAAGAUUUAAAUGGUCAUUGAUCCUGUCUCAUUCAGUGUGAAAACUCCUGUCGUGCUUUCCCAUGCGUUGAUUUUCGAUCCAAGGAGGGUUGAACUACUUUGAACGUAAUGGGGCCUCUGCGAAUUGGGAAUGUGAGGAAACCUAAUGAGACAAUGAGGCUUAUUAUAACCACUUUUGUUGGAGUUGUUCUUGGCUUCUUCAUAGGAAUAUCCUUUCCAACACUUUCAUUAACCAAGAUGAAUCUCCCUUCCAGUCUGUUCCCUUCCAUUGAUCUUACAUACAUAGAGGACAACUACUCCGGACUUUCAACUCAAGCACUAUUUAAUGCUUGGACCUCUCUCAGGGGUAAUAAGGGGUUGCCUGCUCCAUCUUACAAAUUUAAUGAAGAGAAGAUCUGGAUUCCAACAAAUCCACGAGGGGCUGAAAGACUUCCCCCUGGUAUAAUUGAAUCUGAAUCAGAUUUUUAUUUGCGCCGGUUAUGGGGUCAACCUAGUGAGGACUUAACCAUGAAACCAAGGUAUCUUGUAACCUUUACAGUUGGCUAUGCGCAGAAAAACAACAUCAAUAAAGCUGUGGAAAAGUUUUCAGAGAACUUCACCAUUGUGCUGUUUCACUAUGACGGUCAAAUUAGUGAAUGGGAUGAGUUUGAAUGGUCAAAAAAAGCUAUUCACAUUGGUGCUCGGCGGCAGACUAAAUGGUGGUAUGCCAAGCGUUUUCUGCACCCUGACAUUGUCACUUCCUACGACUACAUAUUUAUAUGGGAUGAGGAUCUUGGGGUGGAGAACUUUGACGGAGAAGAGUACAUAGAGCUAGUGAGGAAACAUGGCUUGGAGAUUUCCCAGCCUGGUUUAGAGCCAAAUAGUGGGUUGACAUGGCAAAUGACAAAGAAGAGAGAUGAUACUGAAGUUCACAAGACUACCAACGAAAGACCUGGUUGGUGUACUGAUGCACAUUUGCCACCAUGUGCAGCAUUUGUUGAAAUCAUGGCUACUGUUUUCUCUCGGGAUGCAUGGCGAUGUGUUUGGCAUAUGAUUCAGAAUGACUUGGUUCAUGGAUGGGGUUUAGAUUUUGCUCUUAGAAAAUGUGUUGAGCCUGCACAUGAGAAAAUAGGAGUUGUAGAUGCUCAGUCAGUUGUACAUCAAAGUGUUCCUUCACUUGGGAACCAGGGUAAAGCAGAGAAUGGAAGGGAACCAUGGGAAGGGGUGAGGGAGAGGUGUAGGAAAGAAUGGACAAUGUUUCAAGAUCGAAUGAUCAAUGCAGAGAAAGCAUAUUUUGAGGCAAAGGGAAUAAAUCAUUCCAAUGCGAUGACUCCUUAACAAGUAGAUAAGCCCGUAACACAAACAAGUGGAAUCAAAGAAGCCAUUGCUAAAUUCGAAGUGACUUCUCUUUUAGGUGAUCCAUUGUGACUUAGCAUUAAUUUAUCCAAUCAUUUUGUAAAAGUCACUAACAUGCUUAGAAAUAAUUCUACCAAUGUUAAUAAGAUUAUUCUUUCUGG